GCAGGGGCGCUGUGCACAACAUCACUAAGGAAGAAGAGGAAGCACUUCCGCAGGUCAGAGGUAAACAGGCGUGUUUGAAAACAUGGAUGAAGACAAACUACCUAGUGAUGGAGACAUUGGAUCUGUCAUGGGGUUCUCUGGGUUUGGUAAGAAGGCUCGCACAUUUGAUCUUGAAGCCAUUUUUGAGCAGACCAGGAGAACAGCUAUUGAAAGGAGUCAGCGAAUCCUGGAGGAGCGACAGAGAGGAGCUCAGAUGGAAGAGGAAGGUGAGAGCUCCAAGUCACUUAAUCCAUCAGUCCCCGGUCAGAGAGACAAAGGUGCAGCUAGGAGCCAAGGUGGCAGUGACAGCAGCGAUUCAGACUCUGAGAUCAUUGGUCCUCCAGUGCCCUCUCAACCUGUAGCCCAGGAGGAAAAUGAUGAGCCUAUAGGCCCCCCCCUUCCACCAGGUUAUAGGGACAGCUCAGCCAACAGUGAUGAUGAUGAAGCUGAGGCAAAAGAUGAUGAUGACGACGACGAUGAUGACGACGAUGAUGAUGAUGAUGAUAACCCAGUGAAGAAGAUUCCAGACACCCAUGAGAUCACUUUACAGCACGGCACCAAAACAGUAUCAGCUCUUGGUUUAGACCCCUCUGGAGCCCGCCUAGUGACGGGCGGAUACGAUUACGAUGUGCGGUUCUGGGACUUUGCCGGGAUGGACCAGGCUCUACAGGCCUUCCGAACCCUGCAGCCCUGUGAGUGUCAUCAGAUCAAGACCUUGCAAUACAGCAUCACAGGUGAUGUCCUCCUGGUGGUCUCUGGCAAUGCACAGGCCAAAGUGUUGGACCGGGAUGGCUUUAACGUCAUGGAGUGUGUGAAAGGAGACCAGUACAUUGUGGAUAUGGCCAACACAAAGGGACACACAGCUAUGCUGAACAGUGGCUGCUGGCAUCCUAAGAUGAAAGAAGAGUUCAUGACCUGCUCGUAUGACGGCACUGUACGCACUUGGGACGUGAACUCAGAAAAGAAGCACAAGUUGGUGUUCAAACCUCGCUCCCAGCAGGGGAAGAAGGUCGUCCCCACCUGCUGCACUUACAGCCGCGACGGGAAGCUCAUUGCAGCAGGGUGCCAAGAUGGCACCAUCCAGAUCUGGGAUCGAAACAUGAGCGUUCACACAAAGUUCCACUGUCGGCAAGCCCACACUCCAGGAUCAGACACCUCCAGCCUUUGCUUUUCAUACGAUGGCGUCACCCUCGCUUCCCGUGGAGGUGAUGACACACUAAAGAUCUGGGAUAUACGUAACUUUAGGAAGCCUGUAAAUGAAGCAAACAGACUGACCAACUACUUCUCCAUGACGGAUUGCUGUUUCAGCCCUGAUGACAGACUUGUUGUGACAGGGACCUCCGUGAAGAAGGAGGAGGGAAAUGGAAAGCUGGUUUUCUUUGACAGAGCUUCUUUUCAGAAGGUCUAUGAAAUUGAAGUCACCAACGCAAGUGUCAUUCGCUGCCUGUGGCAUCCAAAACUGAAUCAAAUAAUGGCGGGUACUGGGAACGGCCUGGUCAAGGUAUACUACGAUCCAGUUAAAAGUCACAGAGGGGCCAAGCUGUGUGUAGUGAAGAACAAACGGAAAGAGAAACACGCAGAGACACUAACGCAGGAUUACAUCAUCACACCUCAUGCUCUGCCCAUGUUCAGAGAGGCCCGGCAGCGGAGUACACGGAAACAGCUGGAGAAAGAUAGACUGGACCCCAAGAAAUCCCACAAACCGGAGCCUCCUGUUUCCGGACCUGGUCGAGGAGGUAGAGUAGCUGCUCACGGGGGCACGCUGUCUUCGUUUAUCGUAAAGAACAUCGCUUUGGAUAAAACGGACGACAGUAAUCCAAGAGAAGCCAUUCUGCGUCAUGCCAAGGAGGCAUCAGAGAACCCUUACUGGAUCGCACCCGCAUACAAACAGACCCAACCGGAGCCUGUGUUCGCAGAGGAGUCGGACGAGGAUGAGGAGGCUGAAAAAGAACCAGAGUGGAAGAAACGCAAGAUCUAGAAGACUGAAGAGAUUAGCUGAUAGUUUGGUUAAAGCAGAAAGGCAGACAAAAUGCUCAGGAACGUCAAUUAAAUUCCAUCUCUGCCCUCUGUUCUGUAGACAUAAAGCUUAAAGCCUCUCUUUAUAUUCUGCUGUAGUGAAUAAAGUAAACUCGUAAAUCUAAAUUUACCAUUCUACAGUUUUAUGAUCCUUUCACUGCUAAACAUGAACCGCUUCCCUUUUUAUGUCUGUUUUGAUUGUGUCGACUAUAAUUAUAUAAUUUCUAUUGUCCUCACACCCUAGGUCUCCAGAGGUUACUAAUACCUCGUAAAUCAGCUCCAGAUUUUUGUGGUUCGGUGCCGUUCGUUACCAGGAGAGUUUGCAAAUAGUGCAUCGUAAUAUGAUUUUAGCUGUUUUUAUGUGGGAAUAUUUUUUAGAUUCUACGUUUUGAAAGCUGUGCUUUUUUUCGCAAGGCCUUCAAUUAUUUGCUGUUUUCUCUACACCAUGUAAACCAACUCAAACCUUAAAUAAAGGAACAUAUCUCCUCUUGUCAAA
Messenger RNA from Cyprinodon tularosa, 2551 nucleotides. Its product is annotated as WD repeat-containing protein 70. Gene Ontology annotation, cellular component: nucleus; site of double-strand break. Bases 83 to 2017 code for a protein of 644 amino acids. Gene Ontology annotation, molecular function: protein binding. Gene Ontology annotation, biological process: regulation of DNA double-strand break processing. The record is from RefSeq and is a predicted model, not a curated record. Lineage: Eukaryota; Metazoa; Chordata; Actinopteri; Cyprinodontiformes; Cyprinodontidae. The transcript has 18 exons.